GUGACGUCUGCCUGUCCGCUGGGUGUGCGCAUAGCUACUGUUGGGGGGCGGUGCAGCAGUGAACUGGUUAAGUGGUAGCUAAGUAACCAGUGUAUACAGUUCUGCUGCCAUGUGGCUACUGAGACUGGGCUGCACAGAGAGCAAGAAUUCAGGAUGCCUACUCCUUCCUCAAUUCCAACAAAAUACCAGACUGUCUAUAUUCCUGAGUCAGAAAAGAAGGGUUUCAACUCGAGGUCACUGAGAUUUUCCUACAGUCUUAAACAGAAUGAAAAUCCAGGUCCUGGAUCGUACAAUGUCGGAAAGGGACCAAAUACAUACAGUGUUUCACAUUCAAGUAAAGGGACAGGUGGAUUUCCAUCAAAGGUACCUAGAACUUCUCGUAAUAGAGCUGUUCGUUCUCCAGCUCCUAAUUCUUAUAAUAUACAAGGUUCAGUGUUUUCAAAGAAGGAUUUUAGCAAGAGUUACUCCAGCAUGUUUCAUCAGCCUAUUGCUGUCAAGGUGGAGAAUACAAAACAUAAGAUGCCAGCUCCAAAUCAGUACAAUGUAUCUAUAAAUUUUUGCCAUCCAAACAAUAAUGUGUCUGCCCAUGCAGCUUUUGUAUCAGGAACAAAAAGAGAUGCUAUACAGAUGAACACUUUGAAAGGACCUUCACCAUGUCACUAUACAAUAAAUGACUCUCAAGUUAAAGAAUCUCCCAAGGUCGUGGCUUCAUGCUUCAAGUCAAAUACUUCACGUGACAUUUUAAACGUGACGUCAAAUUUCCCUGGGCCAACCAGCUAUGACCCAUAUGGAUCUCCAGAAAUAAGAAAGAAACCUGUUUUUACGAAGAAACAUUUCCUGUGUUUCUCAGCUCCUGCAGUUCCAGUUCCCAAGACACCACCUGUCCCAGGCCCAGGACACUAUGACCUUGUGGAUUUUGAAGGACCACCCAAACAUUACAUUUCCAGUGCUGUAUUUGUGUCAAACACAAGUCGUUGGGCAGGAGAUGUCUUUGCAGCAGAUGUUCCAGGACCAGUUCCUACAGGUCUUUGUUAUGGACCCAUUAGGACUCCAUGUGCCGUCUUAUGUUGUCUCGAAAGUACCUCAUGUAAAAGGCACCUUGGGUGCUUAUCGUCCUGAAGUCCCAGGAAAACAGUCCUUCCUUUACAACUGUGACAAGAAGUGGAUUCCAGCAUAGGCCACACACGAAGCCCGGCUCUCAUGAGUUACAUUUAAAGAACACAUCUGGGAACCAUGGCUUUAACAGUCUUCUGUGUCAACUCUAAAGAACUAUGAAUAAAAACAAGGCUGCACUGCAUUUUUGUGUCUAGUAUCAGAUUUGGGAGUCCCUAUUAUCAGCAAUUUUGCAGAUGAAAAAAAAGAAUAGAAAAUCAGAAAAGUACAAGAAGAUCACAUUCAUGAAAGCUAAAGAAGAAAUUACAUGUUACCCAAAAUUAUAUGUUGAAAAAUGCAACUUGUUUGGCAAAAAACAAGCAUUUACACAAUAACCUUGAUGCAAAAAUUGAUAUGGCUCUUGCAAAGGGAAAAAAAA
This is a messenger RNA of Hyla sarda, 1531 nucleotides long. RefSeq names its product sperm tail PG-rich repeat containing 1 (gene STPG1). The transcript has 9 exons. Gene Ontology annotation, cellular component: female pronucleus; male pronucleus; germinal vesicle. The record is from RefSeq and is a predicted model, not a curated record. Gene Ontology annotation, biological process: epigenetic programing of male pronucleus. Gene Ontology annotation, molecular function: chromatin binding; histone binding. NCBI's taxonomy places the organism in Eukaryota, Metazoa, Chordata, Amphibia, Anura, Hylidae. The coding region runs from base 154 to 1119 and encodes 321 amino acids.